AUGGAGCGGGCGCGCGCGGGGCGCACGGCGGAGUUGGCGCGCGCCGUGCUGGAGCGGGCGCGGCGGCGGCGGGAGCGGGAGCGCGCGGUCUCGGCCCCGGAGGAAGACUCGGAGCGGCUCACCGCCGCGUUCGCCUCCGUCAUGAGUUUCUUGGCCCAAACCACGCGGGAAUGCGAGAGGUACUACAGCCUUGUGCCAGCCUGUAGGUGCAGAGAGCACGAAGUGAAACACAUCUGCAGGUACCACAGCCGGCACGCGGGAGAAGAAGAGCUUGAGUCCUCCCAAGACCAGACAAGUGCAGCCUCUGCAGUGUCCAGUCAAGCUAGAACUUACCAGCAACAUACCAAGAAAGCUUCCAAAGACAUCUACAUCGAAGUCUCUCCUGGCACUUAUUCUAUCACAGCAACCUCAGAGGACAUGGUGAAACAAACCCACCUGGUGGACGUCAGCGCCGGACAAAGCAUUGAUUUAACUUUUGUGCUAUGACAUUUAUCGUUUGCUGGCAAUCAUGGGAAUAAAAUACUAGGAUUUUUUAAAGCAUAUAA
Molecule: messenger RNA, 545 nt
Organism: Numida meleagris (helmeted guineafowl)
Lineage: Eukaryota; Metazoa; Chordata; Aves; Galliformes; Numididae
Gene: AKIP1
Product: A-kinase interacting protein 1
Exons: 5
Coding region: 1-486 (161 amino acids)
Biological process (GO): regulation of non-canonical NF-kappaB signal transduction
Cellular component (GO): nucleoplasm
Source: RefSeq, a predicted model, not a curated record